Molecule: messenger RNA, 2284 nt
Organism: Linum trigynum
Lineage: Eukaryota; Viridiplantae; Streptophyta; Magnoliopsida; Malpighiales; Linaceae
Source: the annotation of a GenBank genome assembly
AAAUAAUAUAUCUUUCUUAAAUAACUAAUAUUCUUUAUGUUUUGUGGAGACACGUAUAAUUUGUUCUUUCUAAUUGUUUAGAAUGAAGUUGAUAUUAUGAAGUGGAGAGUGAAGAAACUUAGUUGACGAGGAAGAAGCUUUCAAUUAAUCUUAUCAACAAAGAAUAUUACGCCUUUCACUAUAUGACAUCCACGCCACCUGGCACUUCCAUUGGCUGGCCUUUUUUUUAUGGAAGGGUAAUUUGGUUCAUGUCACAAACGCUGCCGUUUAUAUUUGGCUAGCAUCAUACGACCAGCUUUGGUGGCCGCUCCUUCCGUAACCCCUAUGGCGUCCUCCUUAAACUCACGCCUGUUCAUUGUCUUCUCUCCACCAUAAGCAUCAGACCCCCAUUUUUGUUCGCACCUUCCACUCCUACGCUCCCGUGUUCAGAUGCAGCGUCAAGAGAAAUGGUUUUAAAUUAAAACCCCCAAAAUCUCAACCUCUGUAUGCGUCCGUUUCUGCCGAAUUGCGUCAUUGUCGCUGUCAACAGAAUAAGGUAGGCUGUGACCUCGCUCCGUGGAGAUUAAUUGUUGUUUCUGUUAAUUCUCCGCUGCCAGCAUAAGCAUCGAAUUCGAACCCCAACUUUUUUUGCCCUCUCCACUGUUACGUUCCGUCAUCAGCAGCGGCUUCAAGAGAAAUGGUUCUUUAUUGAAAAUCCCAAAGUCUUAGGCUUCGUACGUUGCUGCUGCAGUUCGUCAUCUACAUUGUCAACAGAAUAAGGUACUCCGGUCGCACAUUCAGCCGUCUCUAUUGUCUGUCGUGGGUCUUAAUUGGUAUUGAGUUUGCUCUCUUUUGCUGUACGGUAAUCCUACCUACGGCCAAUUGUAAUUUCUGGUGGUUUGUUCCUGCUCGACAGUGUCAAGUAGUCAAUCGAUUUAGGAUUUUGCAUUUCGCUACUGCCAGGCCAAAAAGCUAUAGUGAUGUUUGAGUGAGACAGGUGGGUCUGCCGACAAAAUUCUUUCGGUAGAACUCCAGGCUUUGCAAUGGCCCGUAAGCCUAGAUCAUCUCAGGCCUCCACUUCCCACUCAAUCCCACCUGAUAGUCAACCAAUUGGACAAUGUACACUCCUCUUCACGUUCUUAAUGCAUUGCUUGAGAUUGAGUUUAUCAUUUUUUCUCCCUAUCCCUAAAUCCAAUUGUGGGUGCAGGGGAGGGAAGAGCACUACUACGCCAGCCUCAUCCACCGACAACAAAUGAAAUACCUCAAGAGAGACAAUGACUUUCAGCAGGUAAUUUCUUUCAGUAGUAUUUUUCAUUGUUGGUGAACUUUUUCUUAUUUAACAAAAUGGAAAUCAUCGUGCAGUUAUAAAAUCGUUAAAGGCUCAAGUGAAAGAAAUUGAUCGUGUCUUUGCUGCUUCCUCCAUGACCAGACGUCAAUUAAAAAACUUACCAUUGGGACAACAAAGAAUCAUAUGUACUUAUUCUUUGACUGAUUUUUUUAUGUUAUUCAUAUUCACAGCUCUUACCGUCGUUAUGAAAUUAUCCACGUAAUAAUCGGGUUUCCACGAUAUUCACCCUUUGUAUCUUGACUUCUUUGUUUUAAAGCUCAUGAUAUGGUUGUUGCUCGGCUGCGAUCAAAACAUGCAAGGGCAUUGCGCCGUAUUAGUAUCUGUGAGAAAUGCAAAAUCAAAGAUGUUCAGAGACCCUUCUACCGUCAUUCAGGGUAUCCAUGUGUUCAGCCAUACAACAUUGGGGAACCGUCAUGUAUAUGUGAAUUUUGUGGUGCUGUUAUGUGGAGGGAAGAAAGCAUUUACAGAACUAGGAGCCAAGUCACUCCACAAUUUUCAUUAUGCUGUAAUGCCGGAAAAGUGAAGUUACCUCCUCACCGCGAGCCUCCUGAAUUCCUCAAGCAACUAUUGGAAUCAAACAAUUUAGUUGCAGGCCAUUUCAAGGAAUUCAUUCGACCAUACAAUGGAAUUUUCUGUUUCAUAUCUCUUGGAGAGAAGGUGAAUCGAGCAAUUAAUGAUGGUCAUGGUGUUUACGUCUACUCCAUAUCUGGCCAAAUAUACCAUGAUCACUCAUUAUUAUUGAACUUUUGAUUUUCUUUUUAGUAAAUGCGAUUAGGAUUAAGGAAAAAGAAGAUUUGUUUUAAGGUAAAUGCUACAUAAUAAUUAUUUGAAUUUUGCUCUGUGUAAAUUUAUUUUGCGUGGUUAAGGAAAAAACAGAGGCUAUCUAAAGUUGUUUAACUCCUAAAUGAGAUAAUGCUUGCGAAUUGGAUUUUGAGAUUAUAAAGAUGAUAUAUCGUU